AAAUCGGCAGUGUAUCAAAUACUUGUUCUCCCCACUGUAUAUCUUCGACACGCUGGUUUCAUGGCACUUAAAAUACCAAAAUGUAUUUUAGCAGGCUUGUAACAACUGUGUGGGACACUCGCUAGAUCGCUAAUUAGUAGCUUGAAUCAAACUGCGUGUAGCCUAGGCAAGAAACCGUGACGGUGAAAAACAACUCGUAACUGCAGCCUAAAGUUAUAUUGACCAUGACACGUAACCAGCUGCAAGGCCUGUCAUUAGGACAAUACAAAUACAUGUUAACUGAAAACAGGAAACGCCAGCAAAGUGGCGCGGAAGAGGAGAAUGGCCAGCUGGUGCCUAAGGCCAAAAGGUCGAGCAGAGGAGCUAACCCCCUCUUCCCUGAGCUGGGCCGGGACGCAUGGGACUCGGAGUUGUCCAACAGUGAGAGCAGUGGGAUCAGCAGUCCGGACCAUGCGGUGGGGAGCAGCAGCAGUAGCCAGUGUGCCGUGGACAGCCUCAGUGGGGCCCAACCCUACGCCCCUGGCCCAUGCAGUCCCCUCAGCUCAGCUCUCUCCUCAGAGCUAGCUGACCCCACUAACCUGGUCUCGUACCACCAAAUCAACCGCAUCCUGCGAGAGGCUCACUUUGAGAGUCUGCAGUGCCGAGGCCACCCCAGAGACACAUGAUGAUUCCCCCCAUUCCAGCCAUGCUUCUCUGGGGCAGGAGAGGACCGACCACAACCUGGGCAUGCCCAGAGCAUUACAUGGUGGAUCACUCACUCAGCAGUACUAUCCCUCUACAUCUCCAGUUUCCAUAACAUCGCAGCAGCUCUAUGCUAUCUGCAUAUCGUUGGAUGGAGACUAGCUAGUCCCAGCCUGCUGUAGUAUUGAAACUUGGCUAACCAUUUAGAAUGUAAAAAGAAACCUGUUCAUAUUGUUGGCAAUAAUAACUGUUUGAUCCCAUUGGGAAUAUCCUGACCUGUGACUCUCUUUGUUGUUCUGGACCAGUCUGGGUUACGUGCUGCAUAGUACCAGUCUGGGUUACGUGCUGCAUAGUACCAGUCUGGGUUACGUGCUGCAUAGUACCAGUCUGGGUUACAUGCUGCAUAGUACCAGUCUGGGUUACAUGCUGCAUAGUACCAGUCUGGGUUACAUGCUGCAUAGUACCAGUCUGGGUUACAUGCUGCAUAGUACCAGUCUGGGUUACAUGCUGCAUAGUACCAGUCUCGGUUACAUGCUGCAUAGUACCAGUCUCGGUUACAUGCUGCAUAGUACCAGUCUGGGUUACAUGCUGCAUAGUACCAGUCUGGGUUACAUGCUGCAUAGUACCAGUCUCGGUUACAUGCUGCAUAGUACCAGUCUCGGUUACAUUCUGCAUAGUGAGUGAUGUUUGACAAUAUAUCCAUGUUUUUCGUUGUCCGACGUGAGUUUAUGGAUGUUUGAGAGGGAAAUUGGAGGGGCUGCAGGAAUACAACCCAAUACUUCUGUAAGGUUAGUCUAGUGGACUUAGUGUCUGUAUAGGGUUACUGGGGUUUGGUUAUGUAUAGGUUUACUGGGGUUUUGGUAUGUAUAGGGUUACUGGGGUUUAGUGUCUGUAUAGAGUUACUGGGGUUUAGUGUCUGUAUAGGGUUACUGGGGUUUAGUGUCUGUAUAGGGUUACUGGGGUUUAGUGUCGGUAUAGGGUUACUGGGUUUAGUGUCUGUAUAGGGUUACUGGGGUUUAGUGUCUGUAUAGGGUUACUGGGGUUUAGAGUCGGUAUAGGGUUACUGGGGUUUAGAGUCGGUAUAGGGUUACUGGGGUUUAGUGUCUGUAUAGGGUUACUGGGGUUUAGUGUCUGUAUAGGGUUACUGGGGUUUAGUGUCGGUAUAGGGUUACUGGGGUUUAGUGUCGGUAUAGGGUUACUGGGGUUUAGUGUCGGUAUAGGGUUACUGGGUUUAGUGUCGGUAUAGGGUUACUGGGGUUUAGUGUCGGUAUAGGGUUACUGGGGUUUAGUGUCGGUAUAGGGUUACUGGGGUUUAGUGUCGGUAUAGGGUUACUGGGGUUUAGUGUCUGUAUGGGGUUACUGGGGUUUAGUGUCUAUAGGGUUACUGGGGUUUAGUGUCGGUAUAGGGUUACUGGGGUUUAGUGUCGGUAUAGGGUUACUGGGGUUUAGUGUCGGUAUAGGGUUACUGGGGUUUAGUGUCGGUAUAGGGUUACUGGGGUUUAGUGUCUGUAUAGGGUUACUGGGGUUUAGUGUCUGUAUAGGGUUACUGGGUUUGGGUCUGUUACUGGGUUUGGGUAGGCUAUGGAGUCACAUACUGAAUGAAAUCUGCACUAUGUAAGCUACGGUAUGCAGGUGUACUGUACGUGAAUCAAUAACAGUGAGGAUUUGUUUGCUUCCACACUUUACAGGGGGCUAACAACCACAUGCACUGUAACUAUCUAGGGUUUUGUCCAUCAAAAUAACUUGUUUCAUUUUUAUUUCAAAACGUUUUGCUACAGUGUGCCCUACUGAACAGGACCAUGGUUCAUAGUGCAACUUAAUCAGGAAUAUGUUCACCUACCCCAGUAACGAAGAAGGGACCUUGGAUCUGACUGAGCAUGUAUAGAAAUGUACUGUACCCUCUGUUUUGUGACCUGCUUGUAGAAGAUAAGGUUUUUGGAGGAGCUUUGCACACAGCUCUACUACCCAAA
Coregonus clupeaformis (lake whitefish) is the source of this 2651-nucleotide messenger RNA. RefSeq lists its product as uncharacterized. NCBI's taxonomy places the organism in Eukaryota, Metazoa, Chordata, Actinopteri, Salmoniformes, Salmonidae. The record is from RefSeq and is a predicted model, not a curated record. Bases 225 to 665 code for a protein of 146 amino acids. The transcript has 3 exons.